UACAAUGAAAAUCAUAUUACAUGGGGUGGAGAAGACAAUAAAACAAACCUUUAGCUGAGUGCAUUAUUAUUAACUCUGUUCCUCGUCACUCCGUAUAUUGAUCAAUUAGACAGCGAUUCCCAUGACAACGACCUCAUUCCGGGACUGUGAGAGAUCUGGCAGGUGCCAUCAACCAUUAUCCAAUUAAUCAAAUCACGAUAUGGGUCAUCAGCACAUUACUUACAGCUCCGUCAACAUUCCACCACUGCCUCAAAUUGAGCGUUGGUGGGUUGGAGGAGCGGUUCUUGGUCCCAGCGAGUACAAGGCCGAGUAUAGAUCGCGAAAGCCAGAUGUAUGGAACAUCGAGCAAUACCCGCCGGACAACAAAUACAUGUCGCCCAAUUUACUCCAGCCGCACACAUCGGCACACUUUUCAGGAGCAGGGUAUGCCAAAAAGGUGAGAAGCGAGGCAUCCUCGAUUUUCCCCAGUUGGAAAGACGCUUGGUUGAGCGAGACAAAACGCAGCUUCUCGCAGACAGCGGUUGGAGAAAAAGACAGCCUCACGUUCUCACACGAUCUGGGUAUAAAGCCAGAGUCAUGGGGAUAUGCAAGGCAAGAAACGUGGUUUUGCCCCUUGUAUGCCAGAAAAGAGUCCAUGCUGGAAGAAAAAGUGUACGAGUAUGAAGAUAGCUUUCGAAUUGUUCCGUCAAAAGAAAGCAUUUCAAGGCCAAUGAAAACUGAAUUCCAAGGUGCUUACAAAGGCACUCAGCCAAGACAGCCAAGCAAUUUGCCGAAUGUCGUAUCUCAAUUGCAACAGUACGAAACAAUUUUGGCCCCUAACAUGUACAACACUUCAGCUGCUACCAUUGGUUCCAAUCUGCCUCUAAUUUUGUAA
Messenger RNA from Cloeon dipterum, 874 nucleotides. RefSeq lists its product as uncharacterized. The transcript has 5 exons. The record is from RefSeq and is a predicted model, not a curated record. Bases 200 to 874 code for a protein of 224 amino acids. NCBI's taxonomy places the organism in Eukaryota, Metazoa, Arthropoda, Insecta, Ephemeroptera, Baetidae.